Messenger RNA from Orcinus orca (killer whale), 9575 nucleotides. It is a transcript of the gene CHD5, whose product is annotated as chromodomain helicase DNA binding protein 5. The record is from RefSeq and is a predicted model, not a curated record. The transcript has 42 exons. Gene Ontology annotation, cellular component: nucleus; chromatin; NuRD complex. Gene Ontology annotation, molecular function: DNA binding; ATP hydrolysis activity; ATP-dependent chromatin remodeler activity. NCBI's taxonomy places the organism in Eukaryota, Metazoa, Chordata, Mammalia, Artiodactyla, Delphinidae. Gene Ontology annotation, biological process: chromatin remodeling; negative regulation of transcription by RNA polymerase II. Bases 110 to 5974 code for a protein of 1954 amino acids.
GAGGCCGCCUCGCCCGCCGCGCGCGCCCGUCCGGCAGCGCACGGGUUAAGGCUGGCACCGCGCCCGGCGGGAGGGGGGGCGCCCACCUCCCCUCCCCCCCGCGCCGGGCAUGCGGGGCCCGCUGGGCACCGAGGAGGAGCUGCCGCGGCUGUUCGCGGACGAGAUGGAGAACGAGGACGAGAUGUCAGAAGAAGAAGAUGGUGGCCUUGAAGGCUUCGAUGACUUUUUCCCUGAGGAGCCCGUGAGCCUUCCCAAGAAGAAGAAGUCCAAGAAGCUCAAGGACAACAGGUCCAAAGGGACGAGGAAGAAGAAAGAGGGGAGCAAUGAUGAGCUGUCGGAAAAUGAAGAGGAUCUGGAAGAGAAGUCGGACAGUGAGGGCAGCGACUACUCCCCAAAUAAAAAGAAGAAGAAAAAACUCAAGGACAAGAAGGAGAAAAAAGCCAAGCGAAAAAAGAAAGAUGAUGAUGAGGACGACAACGAUGACGGAUGCCUCAAGGAGCCCAAGUCCUCGGGGCAGCUCAUGGCCGAGUGGGGCCUGGAUGACGUGGACUACCCGUUCUCGGAGGCCGACUAUCACACGCUGACCAACUACAAAGCCUUCAGCCAGUUCCUCAGGCCACUCAUCGCCAAGAAGAACCCGAAGAUCCCCAUGUCCAAAAUGAUGACCGUCCUGGGCGCCAAGUGGCGAGAGUUCAGUGCCAACAACCCCUUUAAGGGCAGCUCGGCGGCGGCAGCCGCAGCAGCGGUGGCCGCGGCCGUGGAGACGGUCACCAUCGCGCCUCCGCUGGCCAUCAGCCCCCAGCAGGCACCCCAGCCUGUGCCCGUCCGCAAGGCCAAGACCAAGGAGGGCAAGGGGCCUGGAGUGAGGAAGAAGAUCAAAGGCUCCAAGGAUGUGAAGAAAAAGGGCAAAGGGAGAAAGGUGGCCGGGCUCAAGUUCCGCUUCGGAGGGGUUGGCAGCAAGAGGAAGAAAGGCUCCUCGAGUGAGGAGGAGCAGCGGGAGGGGUCGGACUUGGACAGUGCCAGCAUUCACAGCGCCUCCGUGCGCUCGGAGUGUUCUGCCCUGAUGGGGAGGAAGAGCAAGAGGAGGCGCCAGAAGAAGAGAAUUGAUGACGGUGAUGGCUAUGAGACGGACCACCAGGACUACUGUGAGGUGUGCCAGCAGGGUGGGGAGAUCAUCCUGUGCGACACCUGCCCGAGGGCCUACCACCUCGUCUGCCUGGACCCAGAGCUGGAGAAAGCUCCCGAGGGCAAGUGGAGCUGUCCCCACUGUGAGAAGGAGGGGAUCCAGUGGGAGCCGAAGGACGACGACGACGAGGAGGAGGAGGGCGGCUGCGAGGAGGAGGAGGACGACCACAUGGAGUUCUGCCGCGUAUGCAAGGACGGCGGCGAGCUGCUCUGCUGCGACGCCUGCCCCUCCUCCUACCACCUGCACUGCCUCAACCCGCCGCUGCCCGAGAUCCCAAACGGUGAAUGGCUCUGCCCGCGCUGUACUUGUCCCCCGCUGAAGGGCAAAGUCCAGCGGAUCCUGCAUUGGAGGUGGACAGAGCCCCCAGCCCCCUUCAUGGUGGGGCUGCCGGGGUCCGACGUAGAGCCUGGCGUUCCACCACCCAAGCCCCUAGAGGGCAUCCCGGAGAGAGAGUUUUUUGUCAAGUGGGCUGGGCUCUCCUACUGGCACUGCUCCUGGGUGAAGGAGCUGCAGCUGGAGCUCUACCACACGGUGAUGUAUCGCAACUACCAAAGAAAGAACGACAUGGACGAGCCACCGCCCUUUGACUAUGGCUCUGGCGAUGAGGAUGGCAAGAGCGAGAAAAGGAAGAACAAAGACCCCCUCUAUGCCAAGAUGGAGGAGCGCUUCUACCGCUACGGCAUCAAGCCCGAGUGGAUGAUGGUCCACCGCAUCCUGAACCACAGCUUCGACAAAAAGGGGGAUGUGCAUUACCUGAUCAAGUGGAAAGACCUGCCCUACGACCAGUGCACCUGGGAGAUUGACGACAUUGACAUCCCCUACUACGACAACCUGAAGCAGGCCUACUGGGGCCACAGGGAAUUGAUGCUGGGGGAGGACGCCAGGCUGCCCAAGAGGCUGGUCAAGAAGGGCAAGAAGCUGAAGGACGACAAACAGGAGAAGCCCCCGGACACGCCCAUUGUGGAUCCCACGGUCAAGUUUGACAAGCAGCCGUGGUACAUCGACUCCACGGGCGGCACACUGCACCCGUACCAGCUGGAGGGCCUUAACUGGCUGCGCUUUUCCUGGGCCCAGGGCACCGACACCAUCCUGGCCGAUGAGAUGGGUCUGGGCAAGACAGUGCAGACCAUCGUCUUCCUCUACUCCCUGUACAAGGAGGGCCACUCCAAGGGGCCCUACCUGGUCAGUGCGCCCCUGUCCACCAUCAUCAACUGGGAACGUGAGUUUGAGAUGUGGGCGCCCGACUUCUACGUGGUCACCUACACGGGGGACAAGGAGAGCCGCUCUGUGAUCCGGGAGAACGAGUUUUCGUUUGAGGACAAUGCCAUUCGGAGUGGGAAGAAGGUGUUCCGGAUGAAGAAAGAAGUGCAGAUCAAAUUCCAUGUCCUGCUCACCUCCUACGAGCUCAUCACCAUCGACCAGGCCAUCCUGGGCUCCAUCGAGUGGGCCUGCCUCGUGGUGGAUGAGGCCCACCGGCUCAAGAACAACCAGUCCAAGUUCUUUAGGGUCCUGAACAGCUACAAGAUCGAUUACAAGCUGCUGCUGACGGGGACCCCCCUUCAGAACAACCUGGAGGAGCUCUUCCACCUGCUCAAUUUCCUGACUCCAGAGAGGUUCAACAACCUGGAGGGCUUCCUGGAGGAGUUUGCCGACAUCUCCAAGGAAGACCAGAUCAAGAAGCUGCAUGACCUGCUGGGGCCGCACAUGCUAAGGCGGCUCAAGGCUGAUGUAUUCAAGAACAUGCCGGCCAAGACCGAGCUGAUCGUCCGCGUGGAGCUGAGCCAGAUGCAGAAGAAGUACUACAAGUUCAUCCUCACGCGGAACUUCGAGGCGCUGAACUCCAAGGGGGGUGGGAACCAGGUGUCACUGCUCAACAUCAUGAUGGACCUGAAGAAGUGUUGCAACCACCCUUACCUCUUCCCAGUGGCCGCUGUGGAGGCCCCUGUCCUGCCCAAUGGCUCCUAUGAUGGCAGCUCUCUGGUCAAGUCUUCAGGGAAGCUCAUGUUGCUGCAGAAGAUGCUCAAGAAACUUCGGGACGAAGGGCACCGUGUACUUAUCUUCUCCCAGAUGACCAAGAUGCUGGACCUCCUGGAGGACUUCCUGGAGUAUGAGGGCUACAAAUAUGAGCGGAUUGAUGGUGGCAUCACCGGGGGCCUCCGGCAAGAGGCGAUUGACAGAUUCAACGCCCCUGGGGCCCAGCAGUUCUGCUUCCUCCUCUCGACCCGGGCAGGUGGCCUGGGCAUCAACCUGGCCACGGCGGACACGGUCAUCAUCUACGACUCAGACUGGAACCCGCACAAUGACAUCCAGGCCUUCAGCCGCGCCCACCGCAUCGGGCAGAACAAGAAGGUGAUGAUCUACCGCUUCGUGACGCGGGCCUCGGUGGAGGAGCGUAUCACGCAGGUGGCCAAGCGCAAGAUGAUGCUAACCCACCUGGUGGUGCGGCCCGGCCUGGGCUCCAAGUCCGGCUCCAUGACCAAGCAGGAGCUGGACGACAUCCUCAAGUUCGGCACAGAGGAGCUCUUCAAGGACGACGUGGAGGGCAUGAUGUCUCAGGGCCAGAGGCCCGUCACGCCCAUCCCUGAUGUCCAGUCCUCCAAAGGGGGAGCCCUGGCCGCCAGCGCGAAGAAAAAGCACGGCAGCACCCCGCCAGGUGACAGCAAGGACGUGGAGGACAGCAGUGUGAUCCACUAUGAUGAUGCGGCCAUCUCCAAGCUACUGGACCGCAACCAGGACGCCACGGACGACACGGAGCUGCAGAACAUGAACGAAUACCUGAGCUCCUUCAAGGUGGCGCAGUACGUGGUGCGCGAGGAGGACGGCGUGGAGGAGGUGGAGCGGGAGAUCAUCAAGCAGGAGGAGAACGUGGACCCCGACUACUGGGAGAAGCUGCUCCGGCACCACUACGAGCAGCAGCAGGAGGACCUGGCCCGCAACCUGGGCAAAGGCAAGCGCGUCCGCAAGCAGGUCAACUACAACGACGCCUCCCAGGAGGACCAGGAGUGGCAGGACGAGCUCUCAGACAACCAGUCCGAAUACUCCAUUGGAUCCGAGGAUGAGGACGAGGACUUUGAAGAAAGGCCGGAAGGGCAGAGUGGACGGCGACAAUCCAGGAGGCAGCUGAAGAGCGACAGGGACAAGCCCCUGCCCCCGCUUCUCGCCCGGGUUGGCGGCAACAUUGAGGUGCUGGGCUUCAACGCCCGACAGCGGAAGGCCUUUUUGAACGCCAUCAUGCGCUGGGGCAUGCCCCCCCAGGACGCCUUCAACUCCCACUGGCUGGUGCGGGACCUUCGCGGGAAGAGUGAGAAGGAGUUUAGAGCCUAUGUGUCCCUCUUCAUGCGGCACCUGUGUGAGCCGGGGGCUGACGGCGCGGAGACCUUCGCAGACGGCGUGCCCCGCGAGGGCCUCUCCAGGCAGCACGUGCUCACGCGCAUCGGGGUCAUGUCACUAGUUAGGAAGAAGGUUCAGGAGUUUGAGCACGUCAAUGGGAAGUACAGCACCCCGGAUUUGCUCCCUGAGGGGCCCGAGGGCAAGAAGCCAGGCGAGGUCAUCUCCUCGGAUCCCAACACACCAGUGCCCGCCAGCCCUGCCCACCUUCUGCCUGCCCCGCUGGGCCUGCCAGACAAAAUGGAAGCCCAGCUGGGCUACUUGGAAGAGAAGGAGCUGGGGGCGCAGAAGCCAAAGAAGCCCCCAGAAAUCCAGGCCCUGCCAACUGCCCUGGACAGAGCGGAGGGUGAGGACAAGCACGAGAGCUCGGAUGGCAAGGAGAGGGCCCGAGAGGAUCGACCGGAGGAGAUGGAGAAGGCCCAGCCCUCCCCAGAGCAGCUGCUGAAAGAAGAAGUGCUUGCUGAGAAGGAGAAGAUUCUGGACAAGUUGGAGCUGAGCUUGACUCACAGCAGAGGCGAUGGCAGUGAUUUCAGGCCAGAUGACACCAAAGCCGAGGAGAAGGAGCCCAUUGAAACACAGCAAAAUGGUGACAAAGAGGAAGAUGAGGAGGGGAAGAGGGAGGACAAGAUCGGGAAGUUCAAGUUCAUGUUCAACAUUGCAGACGGGGGCUUCACAGAGCUACACACACUGUGGCAGAACGAGGAACGUGCUGCUGUGUCCUCGGGGAAAAUCUACGACAUCUGGCACCGGCGCCAUGACUACUGGCUGCUGGCGGGCAUCGUGACGCACGGCUAUGCCCGUUGGCAGGACAUCCAGAACGACCCGAGAUACAUGAUCCUCAACGAGCCCUUCAAGUCCGAGAUCCACAAGGGCAACUACCUGGAGAUGAAGAACAAGUUCCUGGCGCGCAGGUUCAAGCUGCUGGAGCAGGCGCUGGUCAUCGAGGAGCAACUCCGGAGGGCCGCGUACCUCAACAUGACCCAGGACCCCAACCACCCCGCCAUGGCCCUCAAUGCCCGCCUGGCCGAGGUGGAGUGCCUUGCCGAGAGCCACCAGCACCUGUCCAAGGAGUCCCUCGCCGGGAACAAGCCUGCCAAUGCCGUCCUGCACAAGGUCCUGAACCAGCUGGAGGAGCUGCUGAGCGACAUGAAGGCGGAUGUGACGCGCCUGCCCUCCAUGCUGUCCCGCAUCCCCCCGGUGGCUGCCCGUCUCCAGAUGUCAGAGCGCAGCAUCCUGAGCCGCCUGACCAACCGAGCCGGGGACCCCACCAUUCAGCAGGGCGCUUUCGGCUCUUCCCAGAUGUACAGCAACAGCUUUGGGCCCAACUUCCGGGGCCCUGGACCGGGAGGGAUUGUCAACUACAACCAGAUGCCCCUGGGGCCCUAUGUGACCGAUAUCUAGCCGUCCCCGAGAUUUCCCUCUGCUGCCGGGCUCGUUUCCAGUGGAGCCGCGCCUGCCGGGCCCCCUGCCCGACCCCCGCAGGAGAGAAAAGCUGCCACCUUUCUAGAGCCACGCCACCCGAGGACAGAAGGGGAAACGGAGAAAUGCCACCUCGUGGGGACAAGGCCGCCUGAGCCCAGAAGCGCCACCCGGGACGCACCCCUCGGCCACCUCUGCCAGGAUGGCUUCCUAGAGGAGAUUUCAUUUCUUUGUACAUCUUUUGCACUUUCCUGUUGAAGACUUGAACAAGUCUGUCUUGAUAAAAGUUGAGUGACGUGUGGAGGAGUCUGACUUGCAGCACAUAUGUCUCUCUCUGCCGACGGGUUCCAGACCUGAAGGGAAGCUCCUGGGAGCCCAGAGGCCGCCCACGGACUCGGCCCGGCUGAGGAGGGCGAGCUGCCCGCUCUGGGUGCCCUCAGUCUGCCCCCAUCCCCCAAUCCCGUCUGCACCGUGCUCCAGCCCCUUGCCCGUGAGGCCCCCCGGUGCCAGGUGGGUCAGGACCGGGGAACUGGCCGGCCUGAGGAUAGAGACCUGGCUGACGCCCAGGUCAGGCCAGGCUGCUUCCUGCAAGGCUGGAGACCACCAAGUAUGUGCUGUCUCCGUGGGACAGGUGUCUGUCCCUGGCCCAGCCUGUCUCACAGGCCCUGGACUCUGUCGUCACCAGCGGAGGGUCUGUGGCCCUUGCCCUGAGUGGCAGGUCACCUGUUCCCCGGAGGGGAGGGGAGGGCAGAGCCUGCAGGUGUUGGCCUGGGGGCUGCCGGAGCCUUUGUCUCAGGCCUCCAUGGGAAGGGGCGUGCCCUCCCUCUAGCGGGGUGUGGCUAGCGUUCCAGCGGGGAGGGUCACAGCAGCGCUGAGGGGGGCCCAGGAGCCCCUGGUCCUGCCCUGUGCCCUGGGAGGCCGGUCAGCCCCACCUCCAGGUACACACACACUCCCUGUGCCAUCUCCUGGCCGCAGAUGUGGAGAAACCAGACCACACGCUGGAGCCUGGACUUAUCCCUCCCUCUCCUCUUGUCCCUGGAGAGGCCUUGAUCUGGGCAUUUGCCAUCUGGGGUGGGCCACGACUGCCCUCGCUGUGUUCUCGGAAGGCUUGGGGAAAGCUUGGAGGCAGGGGACUGGCCCCAGUGGCCUCUGCAGUCUUCCCAGCUGGAGCACCCCCAGCUUCCUGCCUUGUUUCCUGCCAGUAACGCCCCACUGGAAUCCUGACCCUCCUUCAGGCAGCUGGUGGUGCGCUGUGAUGGCCCCAGUUUGGAGGAAGGGAGGGACGGGGCCAGGGCCUGGGCCUGUCUGUGUCUCAUGUUCCCUCUGGCCCAGCCUGGAAGGGAAUUCUGAGCCUUGAGCAGGGAGGGGCCUUCCUGGCGUGGAGCCCUGGGUGCAGAAUCCCGUCUGAGAGAGACAAGCUGGACCUGGGCGUGGAGGCACCAGGGGGGUUCUGUUCCCUGGCCAGGACUGGGGCGAGGAUUUGGGGAUGUCUUGGGGACACAGGGCCACUGGCCAGCCCUCCCAGAGCCCAGAUGUCCUCAACUGUAAAUGGCUCUCCCUGAACCCCUAGAGGGCUGGACCCCCAAGGCCCCUGCCAUCUCCAGGCUGGCCAACCCUGGCACUGCGGGUGGGAGGAUUGGGGGUGGGGGCACAGAUGUCCAGGACACACGUGACAGCCGCUGACCCCGCCUCCCGGAAGGGUGGGGUCAUUCCUGUCCCCUAUGGUUUGUCCAGCGCCAUGUGUACACACGUGGUCCUCUGACCCGUCCCCCCCGCAGAGGUUCCGGCUCAGGUCAUGGGCAGCGUGACCGCCAGGAGCCCCCGACACGGGGCCCUGUGACUCCGCCCUCUCAAGCAGGCAGUCAGCCUGCCAGACUGGCUGGCCUGGUGGGGAACACAGUGGAUGCGUCCUGAAUGUCAGGUCAGGGGGCACAUGGUAGAGGACGGGGGUCUGUGUUGUCCCCACUGCCUCACUCCAAGGGCAGGGGGUCCUUCCCCUGCCAGCCCUUGCUCCCCAGCAAGCUUCCCUCUGCCCUUCUGUUUUUGCUCCUUCCCAGGCCUCUGCCCUUUUCCUCUACCAGCCAGAGCCAGGCGCCCACGGAUGGCCUGGGCCCCGGCACUGCCUGGUCCAGGAAGGGCUCAGCUCUCCAAGACCAGCACCUGGGAGGCCUGGGAGGGGGGCUGCGGACAGCUGGGGAGUGGGUUUCUGGCUGACUGGUUUUGGAGAGGAAAAAGGAUCUUAGGAAUGUUUUCUUCUUGGUUUAUCCAGUUAUCGCCUGCCGAAAGUCGUCGUGGUGGGAAGGGGGCGUUGGCCAUCAGUCUUCGGCAUCUUCAGGCUGGGUUUGGUUUUUGCCGCGGGCAGGAGAGUCGUCCUGUGCAAGCGGAAGCCGAAAGUGCCAGCCCGCGCUUCCGUUUCCAGCCAUCUUAUCAUUUAGACCAGUGCUGAGUAGGCUUUCUGUUGAUCCAUCUUGGGGCCACAGUCUCGGAAGGCGUAGCUGGCUGGGCUCCUGGGUGACCAGGGGAGUUUGGGCUGGACUGACUGUGUCCGGGGGUCCCCUUGCACACGCCCACCACGGAAGCACAUCCUGAGACCCCCUGUGCAAGGGGGCCCUCCCUGCAAGCCGCCUUCAGAAGCUCCUUUGUUUUCUGCAAGUGAUGACCAUGGUCCUGUUCUGCUGGUACCACGACCCGUGCAGCCACCUGCCCUCCUGCUGGUUGGGAGUCCCUUCCCAGGGUCCUCUGGGGACUCCCUGGGCCAGGUCUGAGUCUUGCCCCAGGGACACCUGUAGCCCUUGCUGCCAGGUGUUGGGUCCCAGGAAUGCUGAGGGCCUGAGGGGAUCGUGUAGCGGGUAGGCUCGGGGACCUCCGGAGUGUGCCCAGAGUGGGGUGGCAGGAAGGAGCUUAGCUGGGAGGCGGGGGCUGAGGUCUUGGCCCGGCCAUGGUCCAGGGUCCCCCCUCCGUACCUGCAGCUGUCCUGUGCCGACCACUAUCUCUGUCGAGGAAGCUGGCUCUCGCCCCAUUUUAUAUUUCUGGAAGUUUACAGUUGUGGUGCAUCAGCCCAAAGUCAUUGGCUUGUGUUUUGGGAUUUUUUUCUUAGUUUCCAGAUUUUUUUUAAACAAAGUAUUUUUUUAGGUGCGAUAACCCAGAAAGGGCCCGUUGGGUGUGUGUGUGUCCUGAACCCCUGAUACUGAGCUGGGAGCCUGAGCCUCCCAUGGCUCCUCUGUGCCUGGGGUUGAGGGCAGGGGCCCACCCCCCUGCCCGGGCAUCGGUGCGUGGGAGGUCGAGGGAGCAGACGCCUGCACCCAGGCUGGCAUCUGGCCCAGCUGAGAGGGGCCGGCCCCUUGCCUGGUAGAGCCCUCAGCUGGUGAAGGGGCCGGGGCGCUGGGGCGAGUCGGGACGGUCCCAGCCAGGCAGCCGGAGCUGGAGGCUGAGCCCCUGUGUGUAGUCACCUGUCCGGUCCUCGGGAGGAUGUGUAGGAGGCUCGACAAAGACUGUAACCGACCCGGUUCCCUUUACUUUGUACUCUGUGUAUGUCUUGGUUUUCUGUGUUUUAAUAAAUCCUUUGGGAAAGGAUUGGAUCAAA